Molecule: messenger RNA, 1521 nt
Organism: Mobula hypostoma (lesser devil ray)
Lineage: Eukaryota; Metazoa; Chordata; Chondrichthyes; Myliobatiformes; Myliobatidae
Gene: gja9a
Product: gap junction protein alpha 9a
Exons: 1
Coding region: 1-1521 (506 amino acids)
Biological process (GO): cell-cell signaling
Cellular component (GO): connexin complex
Molecular function (GO): gap junction channel activity
Source: RefSeq, a predicted model, not a curated record
AUGGGCGACUGGAAUUUCCUUGGGGGGAUUUUGGAGGAAGUGCACGUCCACUCCACCAUUGUUGGGAAAAUAUGGCUGACCAUCCUUUUCAUAUUCCGCAUGCUGGUCCUUGGAGUGGCCGCUGAAGACGUGUGGAAUGAUGAGCAGGCUGAAUUCAUCUGCAACACAGAGCAGCCUGGCUGCCGGAAUGUGUGCUAUGACAAAGCUUUCCCGAUCUCCCUCAUUCGCUAUUGGGUCCUGCAGGUCAUCUUCGUGUCCUCGCCAUCGUUGGUGUACAUGGGCCAUGCGCUGUAUAGACUCAGGGCACUGGAAAAAGAGAGGCAGAAGAAGAAGGUUGAGUUGAAGGGCGAACUCGAAGAGACGUACGCAAUGGAUGAGGACAGGCGGAGGUUGGAGCGUGAGUUGAGGCAAUUAGAGCACAGGAAGUUGAACAAAGCACCACUGAGGGGGUCUCUUCUGCGCACCUACGUGUUUCACAUCCUCACCAGGUCCGUGGUCGAGGUCGGGUUUAUGAUGGGCCAAAUUCUGCUCUAUGGACUUGAACUGGAUCCCCUGUACAAGUGUGAGCGGCUUCCCUGCCCCAAUAUCGUUGAUUGCUUUGUCUCAAGACCCACCGAGAAGACAGUGUUCAUGGUAUUCAUGCUGGGCAUUGCCGCGGUUUCCCUGUUCCUAAACAUCCUGGAAAUCAUUCACUUAGGCUGCAAGCAGAUUGAGCUGGGGCUUUUUGGAUACUACCCCAAACUGAAAGACGACAUGAGGGAUCUCUACAUAAAUAAACCGCAGAAAAACUCGAGCGUUCAGCAAAUCUGCGUCUCCACCUCAAGACCUUCGCAGACAAUGAUCCCCACUGCCCCCAGCGGUUAUAACCUGUUGCUUGAGAAACCGAUGGAGUCCACCAUGUACCCAAUAUUUACGCCGCCGCCUGGAUUCAAGGCUCUUCAAGAUGAUCAGAAACCGUUUCAGAAAGUUGAGGAGCAGGAGCCAGGGGCCAAUCAGUUUAACACAAACUGUCAUUCCAGCGCCGGUGAGAGGCAGAAGAAGUCCAGUGGAUCAGAGAACCCAAGCCAGCGUGGCGAAGAGCUGGAGCAGCCAACCACUGCCUCCCUUCCCGUCUGCGGCUCCCAUCCAGCCAGUCAGAUGGAACCAUCGACGGCCGGAGUGUUGUACCCGCCCCUUCCCGCAGGUAUGCCUUCAUUCCCUGUCAUUUCAGCCAGCUCCAGUCGCAAGCCACGUCGAGUCAGUGCCACCCUGAACUGUGCCACGGUGGCAGAGCGCAGCGGCUCUGCCACGGAAUCUGAACCGAGUGACGGGGGAAGAUGUGGCUUCGGUGCCAGGGCGGCUUCGAAAUCAGACCUCAGGCGGCCCAGCAGAUCCGACACCCCCGAUUCCAUCUGCGAAUCCAGCUCAGAGUCGAAGCAUAGUGGAAAUGGCGACAGCCCCCAGGCUCUCUCUCCCUCACGGAGAAUGUCAUUGGCAAGUAACGCCAGCGGCAGGCGUGCUCCCACCGAUCUUCAGAUAUGA